Acytostelium subglobosum LB1 is the source of this 636-nucleotide messenger RNA. RefSeq lists its product as hypothetical. Bases 1 to 636 code for a protein of 211 amino acids. NCBI's taxonomy places the organism in Eukaryota, Evosea, Eumycetozoa, Acytosteliales, Acytosteliaceae. The transcript has a single exon. The record is from RefSeq and is a predicted model, not a curated record.
AUGGUCACAUUGGAGUUCAACAUGACUGUCGACGAGCUGUUGCCCACCUACAAGAACUUCAAUCCUACAAAGGACAUCUCUCUGCUUGGUCCAUCGUGGAAUGGCGAGAUCACAAGGAAGAAGAGGAAGCACAGACACAAGCACCAUGAGGACGAUGAAGACGACACUGAUAAGGAGCACGAUGUGGCUGCAAGGGGCGCCAACAGGAAGAAGAGACCACUGGCCAGGACAGUUGCGACUGUAGAGUCAUUCACAAAGAAGGCUGGCUCAUCACGAAGGCAGUCAUUCGCAAACAAUCGAUCACUUUCAACUCCCAACCUCCGAGGUAGCAACAGCAGGGUGUCAAAGCCACGUGGCACAUCGCCAUACGCUGCAAGGAAGAGAAAGAUGGAUCAAGCUGACGACAACGAUGAAGAUGGUACCACCACAUCUGGUUGGUGGUCCGACCAGUCAUUCGAUUGGAUUACAAUCACUGGUGAUCAGACCAACCCAUUGAGGCUGAGGUUCAAGCGAGUCAAGGCCACAACAUCCACCACAACAACUACAACAUCCACGUCCUCCACUACCUCUGCCACUGCCACUGCCGCAGACGAGGCGAUUAAGUUAGACACAAGCGACAUCAGAGAUGAUUAUUGA